This is a messenger RNA of Beauveria bassiana ARSEF 2860, 3708 nucleotides long. RefSeq lists its product as uncharacterized. Bases 1 to 3708 code for a protein of 1235 amino acids. The transcript has a single exon. Lineage: Eukaryota; Fungi; Ascomycota; Sordariomycetes; Hypocreales; Cordycipitaceae. The record is from RefSeq and is a predicted model, not a curated record.
AUGGCCGACACGUCGCAACCUCAUCUCCCGAGCGCUCCCGGCGACACAACAACAGGCGCGGCUACGCCUACUGCUUCGCCCGCGCAACACCCUCAAUCCCCGCACCUAGAGUCAAAGACUGUCAGUCCCAUUGCCAACAGGGUAUGCACACCCCUAGGGCUCUUUGUUCAUCCUGCCCCAAAGGGUGCUCCCAUGAGCAUGCCUCAGACUCUUACGCCAGAAUCCACACCCGCAUCACCAAGGCGACAUGAUAGGCUCACCAAAUCAACAUCGCCAAUCCGACAAUCCGGAGCUAGCCCUACUCGAUCCCAAAUCUCCGCCUCGGCAUGUAUGCGAAAGCGAACCGACUCCAUCAGCGAGGCACUCCGUGCUGCUGCUGCCACCAAUACUCAACCCAGAAACGACGAUGUCCCUUCGCCUCUGGUUCCUUUCGGCGAGACACAACCCCUCCACACAGGCACCGUUCUCGCCAAUACCAGGAUGGUCCAUCCUAAACCUAUCAAUAGAGUAGCGCCUGCCGAUGUGACCAGCCGGCCUGGUACCGCUAGCAGCGUUGCGCAGCUCGAAAUAACUGCCCAACAACUUUCAAUGACGAGUUCCAUCGACGAUGCGAUUCGAGACCUCCACGGCGAACUCAAACGAAGCGACUCUCGACGAUCAUCAAUUCUCGCUGCCAGUGUCAGGCCCGGAGACGACGUCGGCCCGGCACCUGCAAGUCAGCUCAAAAGGCAUCUCUCGAGCUCAUCCUCCAUUGUAUCGACUAACAUCGCCGCACGCCAGGGUGGCUACUCACCGGCUGCAUUUGUCAAGUCUCCCAGUGCCUCUGCAAGUGGUCGCUUGAUUCCUGGCUCACUGACGGCUACCUCGCCCGAGUCUGAGGCUUCUACUGUCUUGUCUCGCCACGGCCCCGGCAAUAGCUCUGUCCGUAGUGUACGCUCGGCGAAGCUCUCGUUGGCUGACAUUUCUGAAUCCGAGCCUAUUUCGCUCACCCAAACAGUCUUGGACGAGGCUGACAUGGCGCCGCCGCUCGAAUUCGAGCCCAUCAUUCACCAAUCACCCGCCCACGAACAAGAGAGCGAGCACAAGAAGCCUAGCACCGAUGCUUUCCACCAGAUGAUGCACAACGGCGCUACGCAAAAGCCCAUCUUCAACUACUCGCCAGAUCCUAGUCGAGAUGCGUCCACAAUCCCCGACCGGGGUAAUCGCCCCGGCUCCUCCCAUUCCCACGACACUUAUCACCAAGCUCAACAUGCUUUCUUCGACUUUGAUGGAGUUCACUGUUCUGACAACGGAAUCGACAUGCAUCAUGAGGAAUAUCACCGAGAGCGCACCCCCAUUGAGGGGGGCUAUGUCGCCGUUGAUCAGCAUCUUGAAGAACUGGAUGAUCAUGUCUUUGAUCUCCCUCCCCUGCAAAUUCCACAAACUCUCUCCCGGGCUCCAGCUUUCUUGUACGGAGAAGACUCGCUUCCACCGCCUCCGCAACCCGCUGGUCUGAUCCGUCCCCAGUCGUAUAUCGAUCCAGCCUCGGGUCUUCAGAUGAACUAUUAUCCAGCCCGAGUUCCAGCCACUCUGAACAUUCCUCAAAAGCUGUCCAAUAAACCGAAGGCUCACCAAAGAAACUCGAGGCAGUCCAAAGUACUUAGUGCCAUGAUGGACAGCACACAUAAUCCUGUCAAUAGUGACGCUGCUCGCCGAGCUUCUGCUAUGCCGGCCUUGGGUGGCAAGACCGAGCUUGCGGAGAACCCUCGGCCUGUCAAGGAGCGCCACCACGAACGUCGACCAUCCUUCCUCCCCCUUUCAACUGAGGACAUGCAAAAAAUCAAUGAACCAUUUCCCGAACCCGCUCAACAACCCGCGCCUGCUCAGGAGAGCUUUGAAAAUCUUGCUUCAACACUUCGACUCCCGAAACGCAUUUCCGAAUCCAAGGCUGUUGACAAGCGCAAGAGUCGAAUGUCCAUGAUGGCCAUCCCUGCGCAGCUGCGCGCAAGUGCUUUCUUUGAUGCGCCUGCUAUAACGGCCGACAUUGAAGCCAAGGAUGGUUCUGCCAUGAAUGCCCUUGACGACAUCUUGGCUGCCGGAGCCAGCGCUCCAGUGGACGCCUUCACCGAUCAUCCCUAUGCUGGAAAACUUGGCCCCGAAGUAUACGGGGCAACGAAAAAGUCGGCUACUUCAUCGCCAUCCUUGGAGCCGCCUUCCAACGAGCAUCUUGUCAAAAAACGGUCUUCGUGGAUGCUGCUCGGCAGGCGCAGUCACAGUCGCAAUAGCCAAGAAAGCCCUAGACCGAACAAUGAUGCACCUCACCUGAAUGGCGACAGCGACAGCGAUCAUGUUGCCCGGGUGCCUACAGGCACCGUGGGGUACACCGGGGAAGAGCAGAUUGAAGGAGACGAGGGAGCAGAGGAAAUUGAAGGCCAUCUGGGAGCCCCUACCACGUUGCUUGCGGAACUGCAGCUUCGCAAGCAGCAGCAGAAGGAGCGCAUCCAGAACAAAGUCCAGGACGCGUAUGGCAUGCAAGCUACACUGCUCGAGCUCGAUGCCGUUGCUGAGACACAGAGGAUUGAUCGCAAGAGUAAGCGUGUCAACUUGCUCUGGGAGGAUCCCGACGCACAUUUGGAACAAAAUGGCUCCGAUGAUGAAGAUGUUCCGCUGGCCAUCAUCGCAGCUAGGCAGCAAGGCGCAAAGAACAUGGCAGAUCUCGAACGCCCGAUCGGCCUUAUAGAAAAAAGGGAAAUCGAGGAAAACGAACCCCUAAGUAAACGUCGUGCACGUUUGCAAGGGCGGGACAAUACUUUUUCUACACCUCGACCGCAAAGUAUGCUGAUGGCGCCAGCUCGUCUUGGAGAUACACGCCCACGACAAUCGAUGAGUUCUUUGAACAUACUUAUUAGUCCAGAGGAUGUUGAGGGCGAGACGCUAGCCGACCGGAGAAAGCGCCUGGCAUCCGACGUGGAGAAAGAAAAGGAGCUUUCGUUGCCUCCCACAAGACCCGUGAGCACAGCCUUUUCUGCUGAGCUCCUGAGUCAAUUCGAUCCUGUGGAACUGGGCAAGUCGGAAGGCACUGCCGAUGGAAAGGAUUCCAAGGGAGUCAAUGGGGCUCCUGAGGAGGAAGAGACACUUGGCCAGCGGCGGCGUCGCUUGCAAGCUGAGAAAGCGGCUCGUCAGCAGGAAAUGGCACACGGCAUCGCAGCCGCCGGCUCUGCGGUACACAACAAGGACCGCCGCCUGAGUCUCUCGAAUGUUCUCAGCAUGCACCCGAAAAAGAGCCCAGACCUAAGAGUCCAGGAACAAAUACAGCGCCGAGAGGAAGAGGAACGCAUCGCGCGCGAAAACGAGGCUAGGAUGACAGCUAUGCGCCUUCAGAUGCCUUCGACUUUGUCCGUGCCAGGAGCUGCACCAAAGCGAGCAUUUCAAAAUGGAGCGUACAACAACGGCAAUGGGGGACGCAUUGGCAAUCAGCGCCCCAUCUCUGCUCAAAUGCUGAACCAGGGUCAACUGAACCGACCCAACAACAUGGCCUUCAACCAUGGCCCCCAGCAAGGUGUCUAUAUGAACCCCUACGGCGCAAGUAGCGCACAUGCAUUUGGCGCUAUGAAAAUGUACAACAACGGCGUGUAUGGUGGUAUGCAGCCAAACAACCAGAUGCAGAUGCCACACAAUGGUGCCUCGAUGGAUCGAGUCGAAGUUUGGCGACAGGGCGUCUUUCCUUGA